Molecule: messenger RNA, 1676 nt
Organism: Ochotona curzoniae (black-lipped pika)
Lineage: Eukaryota; Metazoa; Chordata; Mammalia; Lagomorpha; Ochotonidae
Gene: SLC38A7
Product: solute carrier family 38 member 7
Exons: 11
Coding region: 170-1561 (463 amino acids)
Biological process (GO): amino acid transmembrane transport
Molecular function (GO): L-histidine transmembrane transporter activity; L-asparagine transmembrane transporter activity; L-methionine transmembrane transporter activity
Source: RefSeq, a predicted model, not a curated record
UUGCAGUUUAGAGAAAGAAGCAGCUGGGACUGGAGCGAGACGUGGGGAGAAUCAGACCUGGGAGUUCUCAGAAGAAGCCACCCCCUCCGCUGUGGUGCAGCAGGCUGCCCAGGGGAUGUGGUCGUGAGGCAGAGCCCUCAUCGCCUGCAAGAAGCCAACUCCUGGGGCCAUGGCCCAGGUCAGCAUCAAUAGUGACUAUGGCGAGUGGGCCCUGAGUGCUGAUGCUGGGGAGCGAGCCCGACUGCUGCAGAGCCCUUCUGUGGACACAGCACCCAAGAAUGAGGGGGAUGCCUCUCCCGGGGGCCCGGGCUCAGGCACCACCUCCACGCUGGGAGCCAUCUUCAUUGUUGUCAACGCCUGCCUGGGCGCAGGACUGCUCAAUUUCCCAGCAGCCUUCAGCACAGCCGGGGGCGUGGCAGCAGGCGUCACCCUGCAGAUGGGCAUGCUGGUCUUCAUCAUCAGUGGCCUUGUCAUCCUGGCUUACUGCUCCCAGGCCAGCAAUGAGAGGACAUACCAGGAGGUGGUGUGGGCUGUGUGUGGCAAGCUGACAGGCGUGCUGUGCGAGGUAGCCAUUGCUGUAUACACCUUUGGCACUUGCAUCGCUUUCCUCAUCAUCAUCGGAGACCAGCAAGACAAGAUAAUAGCUGUGAUGGCAAAGAAGCCAGAUGCAGCUGCUGACGGCCCCUGGUACAUGGACCGCAAGUUCACCAUCAGCCUCACAGCCUUCCUCUUCAUCCUACCCCUCUCCAUCCCCCGUGAGAUUGGCUUCCAGAAAUAUGCCAGCUUUCUGAGCGUCGUGGGCACCUGGUAUGUCACCGCCAUCAUUAUCAUCAAAUACAUCUGGCCAGAUAAAGAGAUGACUCCUAGGGACAUCCUAACCAGGCCGGCUUCCUGGAUGGCUGUAUUCAAUGCCAUGCCUACCAUCUGCUUUGGAUUUCAGUGCCACGUGAGCAGUGUGCCCGUCUUCAACAGCAUGCGGAGGCCCAAGGUGAAAACCUGGGGCUGGGUGGUGACAGCCGCCAUGGUCAUUGCCCUCGCUGUCUACAUGGGCACAGGCAUCUGCGGCUUCCUGACCUUCGGGGCUGCCGUGGACCCGGACGUGCUCCUGUCCUACCCGUCGGAGGACAUGGCGGUGGCCGUGGCCCGAGCCUUCAUCAUCCUGAGCGUGCUCACCUCCUACCCCAUCCUGCACUUUUGUGGGCGGGCGGUGGUGGAAGGCCUGUGGCUGCGCUACCAGGGGACGCCAGUGGAGGAGGACGUGGGGCGGGAACGGCGGCGGCGGGUGCUACAGACGCUGCUCUGGUUCCUGCUCACGCUGCUGCUGGCGCUCUUCAUCCCGGACAUCGGCAAGGUCAUCUCCGUGGUCGGAGGCCUGGCCGCCUGCUUCAUCUUCAUCUUCCCAGGGCUCUGCCUCAUCCAAGCCAAGCUGUCAGAGAUGGAAGAAGUCAAACCAGCCAGCUGGUGGGCGCUGGUCAGUUAUGGAGUCCUCUUGGUCACCAUGGGAGCCUUCAUCUUCGGCCAGACCACAGCCAACGCCAUCUUUGUGGAUCUCUUGGCAUGAUCGCUGCCUCCCAGGAGACCCGGGGCCUCUGCUGCUGGACCCAGGAAGCUGUCUCCAAGAACCAUGGGACUACCCCAAGGAUGACAUCCUGCCAUCGGGCUGGACUGACAUCUGU